This is a messenger RNA of Saccostrea cuccullata (small rock oyster), 2051 nucleotides long. RefSeq lists its product as uncharacterized. The record is from RefSeq and is a predicted model, not a curated record. NCBI's taxonomy places the organism in Eukaryota, Metazoa, Mollusca, Bivalvia, Ostreida, Ostreidae. Bases 41 to 1807 code for a protein of 588 amino acids. The transcript is spliced from 9 exons.
AGCUAUAGCUAAACCAGAACUCAUACAGAGAACUGCAGCUAUGUUUGUCAGUCUCGUGUUGAUGAUGUUUGUUUUCCUUGCGUCAAAUAAUGCCGAGGACAUAAAAUCUAACGAGGACAGAUCCAAAGAAGAUUCAUCUGAGGAGAUAGAUAAACUUUGGAUAAAGUACGGAGAAUUGAAGGCCGACGUUGAGGCAUUAAAAGCAAAACAUCAAAAAAAUAAAUUGGAUUCAUCAUGCGAAGAUUCCUCGGAAGAGAGUGAAGAGAAUGGAAAAUCAGAAGAUAGUACAGAGACAAACAAACAAGAUGAGGAUACACUAAAGAGGCUUUUCUUUGCAAAUAUCAUUAGACACCAAAAUGAAACCCUCGAGGAGAAGGACGAGGAAGGGUUUUCUACCUUUCCGUUCGAAGUAACAUCUGUCCAAGUUUCCAGGACUAGCACCGAAUACAGUGCGUGUACUGCUCAUAUUGAGGCACCCGAGGGGACUUUUUUUGUAUGCAGCUGGACAGAUCUUCUGGAGGGUAUAACUCCGGUUUCUCUACUGGCCAUUAACGAAUAUUCAACCAUACCAAAUCCAAAACUAUUCAGAGUUGAUGGGAAAUAUAAUGUCACCUGCUACUCAACAGCAUCGUUUCUAUUCAUGACGGCCUACGUCGACCAAAGAAAAUCUGUUUCAGUAGUUUGCGAUAUGGGAACCGAGGGCACAAACAGCGAAUUUGAGACAACAUUUAUGAAGUAUAAAACAAAUGAAAGAAUGGUUGAAAAUGAAAUGACUAAGACACAUGUUGAUUUUAAACUUUUACAAAAGGCGGGAAAUAACGGAGGAGAUGUAGAAUAUAGCAGCACAUUGUACUGGAUUAAUGGAAGUGUUUACUUAAAUGACUUAAAUGGCAGAAAUAGAAUACCUGAGGAAAAAAUUAAUUAUAUUACAUCGACAAAUAGCAAUUCAAUAACAAGAGUUACCUUUGAAACGAAAACGAACAAUGUUGCAAAUUUGCGAGGCAAUAUGAAUGUUUAUAUGAGUUUUCGGCCUACAAAGAAUAUGUCACAUGGAAUAAGAUAUAGGAUGAGCAUGCCCGCAGAAAAUUCCCUCAUUUAUGCCAUCCUGAAAGGAGAAAUGGCCUUUAAGGAGAUAUCCUCCUCUAAUUUCGUGUACGGUAAAGUUGGCUCUGUUACAUGCCGGGUUGUAGGAAAUCCUUUGCCAUAUAUAGAGAUUGUGAAAAACAACGGCAACCAACAAGAAAAACUGACUUUGUCCUAUACAUAUUAUAAUGGGAUAUAUCUUACGGCAUCUAAAGUAUGGAACAAAGUGGAUAACGAUGUUGCUGGAAAUUAUACAUGUAAGGCCAUUUCCGGUCAGGAGAUUUUACAGACCACUUUUAAAAUCGAUGUGGCCCCUGUGGCGUCAAUAGAGAAUACAGCUAUUAGUAAAAAUGGAAAUGUUGUGACGGUUACCAUUCAGGCAUCGUCUUCUGGAAAUGGAGACAUAAUUAUGAUGUGUACUGAAGAAAACUCUGAGGGGACAUUAUUGUUAUCAGAGCGUUAUAAACAGGAUGUUCCUCAAUAUGAGGGAAUCGAGGAUAGUCUAGACAGUAGGCUAGAUUAUUACAGAUCAAUGGUUAUUGGGUUUUCUAAAUCUCGACGGACGACUACUGAUAACGUAACACAAAUGACAUUCACCAUUGUCUUAGAUCCUACGAUGGAAAUAAAUCCACCAUCCCAAAUGGCAUGCACGACAUCGGAUCCUGUCGUUCCUAUACCUGUGAAAUGGGUCCUAGUGCCUCUUAACAUCACUGCAGAAAAUUAGUUAUAGGAUGUGUGUUUAGAACACAAAUGUAAGGGACAAAUGCGUCUUUUUACAGCCCUCUUAAAGGCCUUGAUAAAUGUAAUAUGAUUUAGGGAUUUUAAGUUUUGAAUUUAUAUUUUUUAAAAAGGGAUACAAAAAAAAAAAACAGUUUAACUUAAUGUGUACAAAGAUGGCUCAGUUCAUGAUGUAGUGUUCCUUUUAUCAUACAAAAAAUUGUUUAAAAUUGUAUAAAUUUGUAUUUUAA